Dipodomys spectabilis (banner-tailed kangaroo rat) is the source of this 486-nucleotide messenger RNA. It is a transcript of the gene S100a6, whose product is annotated as S100 calcium binding protein A6. The coding region runs from base 124 to 393 and encodes 89 amino acids. The record is from RefSeq and is a predicted model, not a curated record. Gene Ontology annotation, cellular component: cytoplasm; nucleus; perinuclear region of cytoplasm. Lineage: Eukaryota; Metazoa; Chordata; Mammalia; Rodentia; Heteromyidae. Gene Ontology annotation, molecular function: S100 protein binding; calcium ion binding. The transcript is spliced from 3 exons.
AGCCGGCCUCCCGGAUGCUGGCCGCUAUAAGGCCAGCCGGACUGCGACACAGGCCAGCCAUCGCCCGGACCUCUCUCUUACUUCCCUGCUGCUUCUAGCACGCAUCUAGCCCAGCCCUCAGCCAUGGCAUGCUCCCUGGAUCAGGCCAUCAGCCUCCUUGUGGCCGUCUUCCACAAGUACUCCUCAAGGGAAGGUGACAAGAGCACCCUGAGCAAGAAGGAACUUAAGGAGCUGAUCCAGAAUGAGCUCACCAUCGGCCCUAAGCUGCAGGAUGCCCAAAUUGCAAAGCUGAUGGAUGAUCUGGACCGGAACAAAGACCAGGAAGUGAACUUUCAGGAAUAUGUCACCUUCCUGGGGGCUUUGGCCUUGAUCUACAAUGAUGCCCUUAAAUAAAUUGGGAAUUUGAAGAUGCACUCCAGGAGGCCUAUCCCAGUCAAAUGCAGUGGUGGGUAACUGUAUAAUAAAGUUUUUUUUGGGUCAAAUCUA